AUGAAGCUCAACUUGCUCAUCAGCCUCGCCCUCGCCGGCCUGGCCGCCGCACAUACCGUCAUCUCCUACCCGGGCUGGCGCGGUAAUAACCUCAUCACUAACGACACUUUUCCCUACGGCAUGCAAUGGAUGUAUCCCUGCGGCGGCAUGGGCGUCACCAAGAACCGCACCUACUGGCCCAUCGGCGGCGGCACCGUCGCCUUCCAGCCCGGCUGGUUCCGCGGACACUCCCUCGCCUUUGUCCAGAUCAACCUCGGCUUCGGCUCCGACCCCAGCGUCAACAUCCACGGCGGCCCGCCCAACAUGAGCAACCCCAUGAUCGCCCCUUUCCAGAUCAUCGGCCCCAGCAACAACCCCUACCCGGGCACCGUCUGCCUCACCCAGGUCCCGCUGCCCGCCGGCGCCAAGGUCAAGGCCGGCGACGAGGCCACCAUCCAGGUCGUCGAGACCGCCCAGCACGGCGCCGCCCUCUACUCGGUAAGCCAGCCCCCAACCAACCCCAUCCUCCUCCAUCGCAGCAGAACUAACACGGAGAUGCAGUGCGUCGACAUCAUCUUCGCCGAGCAGGGCGACCCGCGCAUCGCCCCCGUCAACGAGUCCAACUGCUACAACUCGACAGACAUUGGCUUCGCCCAAAUCUACACAAUCACCACCAAAGACUCGGGCACCGACAACUACACCACCUCCGCCGCCGAGCGCACCCUCCACUCCGUCAGCUGGGUCGGCUGGACGCCGCUGCUCUUCGCCAGCGCCGCGCUGCUGCUGCUGUAA
Molecule: messenger RNA, 771 nt
Organism: Cordyceps fumosorosea ARSEF 2679
Lineage: Eukaryota; Fungi; Ascomycota; Sordariomycetes; Hypocreales; Cordycipitaceae
Exons: 2
Coding region: 1-771 (256 amino acids)
Source: RefSeq, a predicted model, not a curated record